Messenger RNA from Camelus dromedarius (Arabian camel), 2034 nucleotides. It is a transcript of the gene ABHD8, whose product is annotated as abhydrolase domain containing 8. Lineage: Eukaryota; Metazoa; Chordata; Mammalia; Artiodactyla; Camelidae. The transcript is spliced from 5 exons. Gene Ontology annotation, molecular function: catalytic activity. The record is from RefSeq and is a predicted model, not a curated record. Bases 215 to 1507 code for a protein of 430 amino acids.
CCCCGGGGAGAGACUUACAGGGCUGGCCCGCUCCGCGGCAGCGGGAUGUCCCCGCGCUGACCGCCCCGGGCCCGUGCCCACCCAUGUGGAUGCGCCCGGUCCGACCCCGCGCCACCAUGUAAACGGCGCCCGCAGACGGACGCUGGCUUCACCGCCUGGGACCCCUCUGCCCUGCCCCGGGCCUCGGGGCCCUCAAUGAGUCACAGGACACACCAUGCUGACCGGGGUGACCGAUGGGAUCUUCUGUUGUCUGCUGGGUGCACCACCCAAUGCCGUGGGGCCGCUGGAAAGCGUCGAGUCCAGUGAUGGCUACACCUUUGUGGAGGUCAAGCCUGGUCGUGUGCUGCGGGUGAAGCAUGCUGGACCAGCUCCGGCCCCAACCCCACCUCCACCACUGCCGGAUACCGCCCAUGGGGACCAGUCCGGCUUGGUCCACUGCCAGCGCAGAAUCACCGUGUACCGCAAUGGGCGGUUACUGGUGGAGAACCUGGGCCAGGCACCGCGAGCUGACCUCUUGCAUGGGCAGAAUGGCUCUGGGGAGCCACCAGCCGCCCUAGAGGUAGAGCUGGUGGACCCAGCGGGCAGUGAUGGCCGCUCAGGCCCGGGCAGUGCUGGCAGUGGUGGGCGACGGCGGCGAGCCCGACGCCCCAAGCGGACCAUCCACAUUGACUGUGAGAAGCGUAUCACCAGCUGCAAGGGCGCCCAGGCCGACGUGGUGCUCUUUUUCAUCCACGGUGUCGGCGGCUCCCUGGCCAUCUGGAAGGAGCAGCUGGACUUCUUUGUGCGCCUGGGCUAUGAGGUGGUGGCACCCGACCUGGCUGGCCACGGGGCCAGCUCAGCCCCCCAGGUGGCUGCAGCCUACACCUUCUAUGCGCUGGCAGAGGACAUGCGCGCCAUCUUCAAGCGCUAUGCCAAGAAGCGAAACGUGCUCAUUGGGCAUUCCUAUGGGGUCUCCUUCUGCACGUUCCUGGCGCACGAGUACCCAGACCUGGUGCACAAGGUGAUCAUGAUCAACGGAGGGGGCCCCACAGCACUGGAGCCCAGCUUCUGCUCCAUCUUCAACAUGCCCACGUGUGUCCUGCACUGCCUGUCACCCUGCCUGGCUUGGAGCUUCCUCAAGGCCGGCUUCGCCCACCAAGGAGCCAAAGAGAAGCAGCUGCUGAAGGAGGGCAAUGCGUUCAACGUGUCGUCCUUCGUGCUUCGGGCCAUGAUGAGUGGCCAGUAUUGGCCCGAGGGCGAUGAGGUCUACCAUGCCGAGCUCACCGUGCCUGUCCUGCUUGUCCACGGCAUGCAUGACAAGUUUGUGCCGGUGGAGGAAGACCAGCGCAUGGCCGAGAUCCUGCUCCUGGCCUUCCUGAAGCUCAUCGACGAAGGCAGCCACAUGGUGAUGCUGGAGUGCCCGGAGACGGUAAACACGCUGCUCCACGAAUUUCUGCUCUGGGAGCCAGAGCCCUCGCCCAAGGCCCUGCCCGAGCCCCUGCCUGCGCCCCCAGAGGAGAAGAAGUAGCGACUGAGCUGGCCGGGUAUCACUUAGUGAGCGCAGGAGCAAGAGGAGGAGGCAGGAGCCGGGUCGGGUCUGCAGCGUGGAUCACCUGGGCGGGCCCUCCGCUCCGGUGGGCGGGAUCAGGUCAAGGAGACGCCCCCAGGCCGGCUGGGCAGGACGUGGCAUUCGUGGGAGCCAGGUGCGCACAGUGCUCUCUGCUUCAGUCCUGCGGUGACCAUCGGUGUUUCGGGUCCAUAGCCGGGCCCCCCGCAGAGGAUGACCUUGUACAGAAGCCCUCUCCUCCACAACGCCAGGGCCGAGGCAGGCCCCCACCCGCUCUCUGUCUUCCGUGUCAGCCAUGCUUGAUCCUGGGACUCACGAGCCCCCAGGGACCCUCGGGGCCCCUCCCCAAUGCCCGAGACCCCUUACCACCCCCACCCCAUUCCUCGGCGCUGGGAGCUAUUGUUGCCCAAGGUGGGGAGGGUUUGGGAGGGGGCUAGCGCCACCGAACCUGCACAUCUCAACUUGUAACUCAAUAAAAAGUGACAAUC